Rhincodon typus (whale shark) is the source of this 1128-nucleotide messenger RNA. It is a transcript of the gene rce1a, whose product is annotated as Ras converting CAAX endopeptidase 1a. NCBI's taxonomy places the organism in Eukaryota, Metazoa, Chordata, Chondrichthyes, Orectolobiformes, Rhincodontidae. The record is from RefSeq and is a predicted model, not a curated record. The transcript is spliced from 7 exons. Gene Ontology annotation, molecular function: metalloendopeptidase activity. Gene Ontology annotation, cellular component: endoplasmic reticulum membrane. Gene Ontology annotation, biological process: CAAX-box protein processing. The coding region runs from base 82 to 798 and encodes 238 amino acids.
CAGGGAUCAUCCGACUGUGAUUAAACGGCGAUUCACAAGUGUCCUGAUUGUCUCGAUGCUGUCUCCAUUGUGGGUCUGGGCAUGGCGGCAGUACACAGGUUUCAAGGUCCGUCGCUGCUGAUGCUAAUGGGGGUCCAUUUGGAGGGGAUCUUUGCUGCUGCCUGCCUUCCACUCUUACUGACCAUGGUACUGUUCUUUGGGCCACUGAUACAGCUGGUCAUGGACUAUCCGUGGGAUUUCAUUGAAGGAAUGAAGAUGACGCUAGAUCCACAGUUCUGGGUGCAGUGCAUGGCAGACAUGCGUUGGAUGAGGAAUCAGGUGGUGGCUCCCCUGACGGAAGAGCUGGUGUUUCGGGCGUGUAUGCUACCAAUGCUAGUACCUUGCACUGGCCUUAGCCGCGCCAUUGUCACCUGCCCGCUUUUCUUUGGAGUUGCUCAUUUUCACCACGUGAUCGAGCUCCUGAAGUUCAGACAAGGAACAGUCACUGGGAUCUUCCUCUCAGCAGCUUUCCAGUUUUCUUACACUGCAGUCUUUGGAGCAUAUACUGCUUUUAUUUUCAUCAGAACAGGUCAUCUGAUUGGUCCAGUGUUGUGCCACUCAUUUUGCAACUACAUGGGAUUCCCAGCAAUUGGCGCUGCCCUCGACCACCCUCAGAAACUCACCAUUUUUUUCUUCUAUGUACUGGGAGUCAUCCUCUUCCUGCUGCUGCUGUUUCCUAUGACGGACCCCACCUUCUACGGUAGCCUUGCCAUUUGCCACUUGACCAAGCCAGACACCAGCACUACAAUCUGCACCUGACCCCAUCUGCGGACUUGCCUGUUGCAUCUUUCUUUAUCUUUCUUUAUUCUCUCACGCUGUCUAAAAUUCAGGGAAUUCUCCAUCCAGGAGCUGGCAAGUGGACUGGGAAACAUCUCAGGAAUUUGGAAGUCUUGUUUGCGAAUCUGGAAUGGCAUGGAGGGGGGAAGAACAGGAAUACCAAAAGAACAGUACUUGAAAUCGGGUGUUUCAGGAGUCUCCGUUCUCGGCUACACGGGGAAAGAACAGAAGAGUCCUCCAUUUGGUGCAUUUUAACCCCCAACCCCACCCCUCCCCAUCUGAUGCCUCAUGAGACAAACUGACUACUCCCUU